AAACCAACGUUAACGAAUUGAAAAAGUUUCUUCGAAAUUCGAUGCAUUUCUAAGUGAUUUGAUCAAAUUUUCAAACUUACUACCAUUCUAAAUAUUAUUAAUCUCAUUCACUGCAAGCACAUCAAGAAGUUUACAACCAUAGGAGUAAAAUGGACUUACAACGAAAUAUAGAAUGGAGAACAGAAUGGCUCUUGAAAUUGAUUUGCGUAGUUUUCGAUAUUUAUUUGGACAUGAUACAAAAGAUUUAGGCUGUGUCAUCAAUGCUAUACAAGACUGUAUUGGUGUUCAGGGAAAUUUGCUGAAAAUAACGUGUGAACUGAAAAAUAUGGGUAUAAUAAGCGAGGAAAAUUAUGAGAUUUUGAUUGAGUUGCAUCGUGGUAAUAGAGACAUGUCAUUACCAGAGUAUAUUUUAAGAUUAUUAAUGAUGAUUCCACUUGAAGACCUGUGUUUUAUUCUAGACAGACAUGGACUCAAUACUGUUGUUAUAAAACUGCAGGAGGCCAGAUAUACACGUUUGUACAGAAAACCUCAAAAGAGAGAGCUUCGUUUUGCAAAAUUCAUUCAUAAAUAUUACAAAAAUCUAAAAAGCCAAAUAGAUAACAACUGCAUCAUUGGGGGUAAGCAGGGUAUCAGAAUUAUUCUAAGGGAUUUUAUUGCUACAUGUGAUGACACCGUGGCAUCCAGUCAAAGCACGGAUAACAAUCGGCAGCUAGCACUUGAGAAAAAUGCUGUACAUUUUGUUUUACUUAUGCAACAGUAUCAAAAUCCAGAGGAACGAGAUAUUAUUCUUACACAAGCACUAAAAACAGAGACAAAUGGAUGCGACAACACGUCCCUUCAAAUAGUUUGUCAUUCAAAAUUGGCGUGUACAGAAGCGUUCAGAGAAAACAACGAUGCUGCUCAAGCAUAUAUUACACAAGCCAAAGCUCUUUGUGAAAACAUUUCACCAUGCUUUGCUCUAACCUCUGCUUAUCAUGACGAUUUAUUCUUGCAAACAUUAUUUUUUUCCAAUGAACAGUCAGACGAGACAUCGGAGUCUGCCUUGAAAGGAAGUGAGAGUGCUCUUUUAUGUAUGUUUGAGGAACAGAAAGAAGUACAGGUUAUUUGGAAAAGAAUUAUAUUGCAAUACAUGGUAAUGUCUUUACUGAAAAUAAAAUUGGACUUCAAAGUGCAUAGAAAUGAAAUCACAAAAGAAAACGUAACAAAAGCUAAAGAAUUACUCCAUGAAAUAGAUAAAAACAGCCAAGGUAUUGAAAAGAGACGCCAAAUGAUAAAGAGCCUUUGCUACGGGGUAGUGUAUGAAAUGGAAGGGGAUCUGGACAGUGCUAAAGCCUUUCUUGAAGAAGCGCUAGACAUAGCAAGAGACGGAGGUUGUUUCCAUACGAACGAGCUGCACAAUAUUGAAGACUAUCAUGCUCAUCUUUCAGCUCAAACAUCGAGAAAGUAUAUUUCUUCUUAAAUAAGAGGUCUCAGUACAGAAGUGCCAUUAUAUAAAACUGAAAUCAAUCAUCGGGAUGUUAUUAUGGUCAGCCAUUGAUUCAGUUCGCAAGUUGGAAGAAAAGUGGUCAUUUGGAAUUAAUAAAACUUAUAAAAAGGUCAUUUGGAACUAAUGAUGGUCAUUUGGAGUUGAUGAUGAUCAUGUGGAACUAAUGAUGGUCAUGUGGAACUGUUAAUGGUCUUUGGAAUUAAUGAUGAUAAUUUGGAAGUAAUGAUGACUGAGUGGAACUAAUGAUAAUCAUUGUGAGCUUUUAUACAGUCAUCUGGUCAGUUGAAUAUCAAUACAAAUAUUAUUAUGAAUACCAUAAAUGUUAAGCUACUAGGCCUAUAACCCAGGAAAGUACACAAGCAUCUAAAUUAAAUCACACUACUGUAUGUCCAAUCAGCCGAAUCACUCAAAACAAUUUACAUAUAUAUAAAUGCUUGUGGUCCAAAUACAGAUCAUCCAAAGUUUUAUGAAAAUAUUCUCUUUUAAUAGAUGAUAUUAAUAAUAA
Messenger RNA from Ruditapes philippinarum (Manila clam), 1991 nucleotides. RefSeq lists its product as uncharacterized. Bases 173 to 1459 code for a protein of 428 amino acids. The record is from RefSeq and is a predicted model, not a curated record. Lineage: Eukaryota; Metazoa; Mollusca; Bivalvia; Venerida; Veneridae. The transcript has 2 exons.